Bathycoccus prasinos is the source of this 1947-nucleotide messenger RNA. RefSeq names its product GTP-binding protein LepA. Bases 1 to 1947 code for a protein of 648 amino acids. The transcript has a single exon. The record is from RefSeq and is a predicted model, not a curated record. Lineage: Eukaryota; Viridiplantae; Chlorophyta; Mamiellophyceae; Mamiellales; Bathycoccaceae. Gene Ontology annotation, molecular function: GTP binding; ribosome binding; GTPase activity. Gene Ontology annotation, biological process: positive regulation of translation.
AUGAGGAAAAAAAGGGGAGAGAUGUUUAUGUUGGUGAGAAACAACGCGGUGUCUCAACCUCCCCCGAAUAAGAAAAAAGCGGCUUCGAAAGAGAAUAAUAAAAGCGAUGGAAACGAGGUUCUCGUCGUUCCUCCGGAACGAAUACGAAACUUUUCCAUAAUCGCGCACAUCGACCACGGGAAAUCCACCAUCGCGGACCGGCUGUUGGAAAUGACCGAUACGGUCGCGCAGAGAGACAUGCAAGCGCAACUGCUGGAUGGGAUGGAUUUGGAGAGGGAGAGAGGGAUUACGAUCAAGUUGAACUCUGCGAGAAUGAAUUUUACGAGCAAGAAAGACGGGGAGACGUACGUGUUGAAUCUGAUUGAUACGCCGGGACACGUGGAUUUUUCGUACGAAGUGUCCAGGUCGUUGGCGGCGUGCGAAGGGGCGUUGUUGGUCGUCGAUGCCAGUCAAGGCGUGGAAGCGCAGACGUUAGCGAACGUGUAUUUGGCGCUGGAGAACGAUUUAGAAAUCGUGCCGGUUUUGAAUAAGAUUGAUUUGCCGGCGGCAGAUUGUGAUCGAGUGGCGCAAGAAAUCGAGGACGUUUUGGGAUUGGACGCGUCCGAGGCGGUGCAAUGUUCGGCGAAAGCCGGGAUUGGAAUGGAGGAUAUUUUAGAAGACAUCGUGCGAUUGGUUCCACCGCCGAGAGUGCCGGUGGAAGGUGAACCGUUGCGAGCGUUGAUUUUCGAUUCGUAUUUCGAUACGUACAGAGGCGUCGUCGUCGUCUUUCGAGUCUUUGACGGCGAAGUCAACGUCGGGGAUAAGAUUGAGUUGAUGAAUACCGGGGCGAAAUACGACGUGUUAGAACUUGGCGUGAUGAAGCCGAACAAAAUCCCGGUGAAAACGUUGCGUCCAGGGGAUGUCGGGUAUUGCGUGGCUGGGAUUAAGGCCGUCAAAGACGCGAGAGUAGGGGAUACGAUUACGCUAGUGAAACAUCGAGCGGAGAAAGCGUUGGCGGGAUACAGCGAAGCUAUUCCGAUGGUGUAUUGCGGUUUAUUCCCUACCGAUACCGAUCGAUACAACGAUUUGAGAGAUGCGCUGGAAAAGUUGCAACUGAACGACGCGUCUUUAAAUUACGAACCGGAGGUAUCUUCGGCGAUGGGAUUCGGUUUUCGAUGCGGCUUUUUAGGGUUACUUCACAUGGAAGUCGUCCAAGAACGAUUAGAGAGAGAAUACGAUCUCGAUUUGAUCACCACGGCACCAUCGGUUGUUUAUCACGUCUACAUGGCCAACGGUGACAUGCUCACUGUGGCGAACCCGGCGGAGCUCCCCGACGCCGCCGGUCGAGACCGCAUCGAAGAACCCUUCGUUAAACUCGAGUUAUUCACGCCGAAAGAAUACGUUGGAUCGUUGAUGGAACUCGCCACCCAACGCAGAGGCGAAUACAUCGACAUGACGUUUCUCUCCCAAGAUCGAACGUGUUUGAGAUACGACAUCCCUUUGGGCGAAGUCGUGACGGACUUCUUCGACCAACUCAAAAGCCGAUCGAAAGGCUACGCGAGCAUGGAAUACAAAUUCAACGAAUACCGCGAAAACGAUUUAGUUCGCUUAGACGUCAUGAUCAACGGCGAAGUCGCUGAACCGUUAGCUACCAUCACCCACCGCUCCAAAGCCUACGGCAUCGGACGAGGGUUAGUCGAUAAACUCAAAGAACUCAUUCCGCGACAACAGUUCAAAAUCCCAAUCCAAGCCGCGAUCGGGAACAAAGUCAUCGCGAGCACGCAACUCAGCGCCAUGAGAAAAGACGUCUUGGCGAAAUGCUACGGCGGGGACAUCUCGAGAAAGAAAAAACUGCUCAAAAAGCAAGCCGCGGGUAAAAAAAGAAUGAAAGCGUUCGGGAAGGUUGAGAUUUCCCAAGAGGCGUUCAUGGCGGUGUUGCAAAUCGACCAGAGCAACCUCGAACAAUAA